AAAAGACAACUGAGGAUCUACCAACUGUGGAAUUUAACUUCUAAUGUACUAACAUAGUUACAUAAACAUUGCCCAUCAUACAUAUUUAUAUCUUAAUUAUUUUAAGGAUUCAUUCAGUUUGUAUUUGUACGACCACGUGUUAUUCGUUACGGCAUUUAUUGCAUUUGGCAAGUAAGUCAAUUCCAGUCACAAUAACUAGCCAAACAGCGUGGACAACAACACCAGCAUUGAUCUUUAUUCGUAAAUAAUAGCUUCACGUAAUAUUUAAUAGUGGUAUCUGCGACACGUAGAAAAAGAACACGUGACCGAAAUCUUUAAAUGGUAAUAAUGAGACAAUGUAAACUACAUGGCUGAGGAAUAAAAACAUUUUAAAAAUAUCAAAUUGUACCUUGCAAACCCUUGCUAAAUAACAUCAAGCUCUGCGUCGAAUUAGUUAACAACUGUGGAUUGAGUUAGCUGGUCCAACAUACGUGCACUCUGUAACAGAGCAAACAUCCGGGUUUUACCUGGGUAUAUUUUUAGGUGUUUAUCCAGACAUCACAUUCGUCAAGAUGAUCGCCAGGAUGAAGUGGUUCCUUCUCUUGCUCUCGGUGGCUGUCCUCAUCGAAGCCGUGCAUUCAAAACUCCUUCCAGGGAGUGGUUGUCGCUGCGAAUGCAAUAGAGAGAGGGUGAGCUACAGGCGGCCGAUCUAUGGGAAACGUGUCUCCAUCAAGCAGAAGUACACUACAAAGUGCGGUUUCUUGGGCUGGAACAGAUGCACUCGAUACAGGACAAAAUGGACAAGCACCAUAACCGGUUACACCACAGGAUAUCGACUUAAAGAAUGUAGUCCAGGUGAUUGUCGUCUUUGUCCUCCCGGUUGGCCUCGAGAAGCUGUCAGACCGGGAAUAGACUAUCGACGUUCCAUCGUUCGACAAUUUUUAAAGAAAUAA
Haliotis rubra (blacklip abalone) is the source of this 932-nucleotide messenger RNA. RefSeq lists its product as uncharacterized. The record is from RefSeq and is a predicted model, not a curated record. The coding region runs from base 552 to 932 and encodes 126 amino acids. NCBI's taxonomy places the organism in Eukaryota, Metazoa, Mollusca, Gastropoda, Lepetellida, Haliotidae. The transcript is spliced from 4 exons.